Messenger RNA from Pollicipes pollicipes, 4626 nucleotides. RefSeq names its product RING finger protein nhl-1-like. The record is from RefSeq and is a predicted model, not a curated record. Gene Ontology annotation, biological process: proteasome-mediated ubiquitin-dependent protein catabolic process; protein polyubiquitination. Lineage: Eukaryota; Metazoa; Arthropoda; Thecostraca; Pollicipedomorpha; Pollicipedidae. Gene Ontology annotation, molecular function: metal ion binding; ubiquitin protein ligase activity; protein binding.
GUGGCUCUGCGGACCUGCGGAAGGAGGCCGCGCCCUGGACGGCCCGGUUAGCCUGUGGACCCCGGCACCAUGAGAGAAUGACGCGACGGUGAAGAUACCUCCCCUCCGUCACUGGAGGGGGUCGAUUAGCUCAAAGGAGAAACAGAUCAGGCUAGGAGAGCCUAACAGGCAACGAUGGAGUCGUUCGACUCUCUGCUGACAUGCUGCAUUUGCUUGGACCGCUACCGCAACCCCAAGCUGCUGCCAUGUCAGCACUCAUUCUGCAUGGAGCCCUGUAUGGAGGGCCUGAUCGACUACGUCAAACGACAGGUGAAAUGUCCCGAGUGCCGCGCGGAACACCGGAUCCCGUACAAGGGCAUCCAGGAGUUCCCCAGCAACGUGACGAUGCAGCGCUUCCUGGACAUGUACCAGACCAUCUCGGGCGAGAUGCCCGACCCCACCCAGGGCCAGGUCAUGGAGCGAUGCCAGGUGUGCAACGAGAAGGAGUACCUGCAGCCGUGCGCACACUGUGACAAGAAGGUGUGCCCCGACUGCAAGUCCGCGCACGUGGACGUGCUGAAGCGCGAGCUGGUGCGGAUCAACAACCAGGUGAGGCGCGGCCUGCACCGGCUCCAGGACAUCCACCAGGCGGUGGACAAGAACGCCAACACGGUGCAGCAGAACUGCGUGGCCGUGCGUGAUGAGGUGGAGAACAUCGGGCAGCGCCUCAUCAAGGCCAUCAAGGACCGCACCGAGUACCUCAAGGCCGAGGUCGACUCGCACAUGUCCAACGAGGUGCGCAAUCUGAACACGCUCAAGAGUAACCUCGAGCAGGAGAUCGCCAACAUCGAGAGCAACUCGGACCUGGCCGAGAAGCACCUGAACGACAAUACAGAGUGGGACGACUGCGAGCUGAGUGACGCCAAGGACAUCUUCCUAAAGACGGUCGAGUUCAUCCGCAACUUCGAGCACGAGACGCCGACGGGCGGCGACUUCCGGCGUCCGGUGCGCUUCUCAGCUGUGCAGGACCCCAACUCGCUCAGCAAGACGCUGGAGCACUUCGGCGAGCUCAACAUCGGCAAGAAGGAGCUGCCGGAGCCGGCGGCGGGCCAGGGCUUCGGCGGCGGCUUUCCGGCGCUGAUGCCGCCCGGCGCCUCGGGGCCGGGCCUCAUGCGCAGCAAGUCCGACCACCGGCUCGUCUCGCAGCUGCGCCAGCAGGAGGAACGCGGCUACGGCGGCUACGGCGACGAGUCCGGUCGCUCGUCGCCGGUCAGCCGGCGGCGCUUCGGCGAGCGGCCGGAGCGCAAGGCCAGCGACGGCGGGCUGUACGGCGAGGACAGCGCAUACGACUCGCCCUGCGAGCGACGCCACAAGUACCGCUCCCGCUUCACGCGGCGCAACCUGGAUCCAGACGACGACAUGGAGAGCUACCGGCCCGAGCCGCACGCGCCUCACGCCGCUGAAGCACCCAAGGAGAAGAAGAAAGAGCGCGAGAAGGUCCUGGACACGGACGACGCCACCAAGGGUCCGCUCAGUGGUAUCGCGCGCAUCCUAGAUGUGCCGCGCGUCAUCCAGAAGAUGGUGGAGAAGGAGAAGGGGCCGAAGAAGAAGAAGGAGGAGCCGAAGUCGGCGGCGCCGGCGCCUGCGAAGCCUGCCCCCACACCAGCACCCGCGCCCUGGCGGCGGCAGAAGAGCGAGGACGACGAGAUCUCCAAGAUCAAGAAGAUGAACCAGGAGGCGGACGCCCGUUGCGCGUCAGGCGCCACCCCGGCCGCCGCCGCCGCCGAGCCUCCGGCCGCCGCGCCGCGCGCCACCAGCGCGUCACGCGGCUCCGUCGAGAGGCGCUCUUCGCAACCAGCGGCUCCGGCUCCGGCGCCGGCUCCUGCGGCGGCGCCGCGGCCACGUCUCUCGCGCGAGGAGUCGGGCAGCGAGACGGAUGACUCGUCGCGGCGCCGCGCCGCCCGCGUCAGUCGACCGGCCUCCGACACGCCAAUCUCCGAGUGGGUGAACGAGCCUUUCGAGACGCCCAGCUCGGUGGCGGCGCGACGGAAGGCGGCUGCCGAGUCGGCACCCCCUGCGCCCGCUGCGCCCGCUGCGCCCGCCGCGCCCGCCGUGCCUGCCACCCCCGCCGCCCCCGCCGCCCCAGCAGCGCCCACCCCGGCCGCGCCCUCAGAGCGGCCGCGGCGCACGCCGCUGCGUAUGCCCGAGCGGCGUCUGUCGCGCUCCCACAGCUCCGAGUCGACGUCAUCCGAGUCGUCGGACGUGCAGUCGCCGGCAGGCGUCGCAGACAAGCGUAAGGCAAAGCGCGGCUCGCAGCCGCCGACGCCGGCUUCUCCCGGCGCGCCGGCCACGCCACCGGCGCCCAAGACGCCGCCCGUGGCCGCCACGCCGCCGGCGCCUGGCACGCCCGUUGAUUCCGAGUGGCUGGGCGCAGCGACGCCGACAGCCAGCCGGACGGCGGCAGCCAGCGGGCCGUCGUCGGCUGCCAGCACGCCCACUCCAGGCACGCCGAGCUCUGUCGGCACGCCCACUCCCGGGACGCCAGGCUCUGUCGGCACGCCCGCUCCCGGGACGCCGGGCUCUGUCGGCACGCCCACUCGUCCGCGCUUUCAGAGCCGCUUCCUGGGUCGCGCCGGUACACCCAAGGCGGAGGAGGCCAAGGAGUCGGAGAGCAGUGACGAGUCCGAAUCCGAGUCGGAGACAGAGUCGUCCUCGGAGUCCGAGUCGGAGGAGGAGGAGGCGCCAGCGCCGCCGCUGCGACCGGCCGCCGCACCCAUGACCAAGACCAGCAUUGGCCCGCUGCUGGCGCGCAGCGCGCACGCGCGGAGCGGCUCCGGCGACGCGACGACCACGCCCACGGCCAGCGUGGCGUCGCGGCCGAGCCGGCCGUCGACGUCGUCCGGGUACGCGGCGCGUCGCGAGUCUGGCGAUUACACGCCGGCCGCGCCCGCCACCGACCGCUACGCCAGCCGCUACGGCGGCGACGCCGCGACCGAGCCCAAGCCGUACGAGUCGCGCUACGGCUCGCGCUACGGCGACUACGGCCAGGGCAAUGGGCUGACGCGCUCGCGGACAUCCUCGGCGCUCGAUGGCCGCACCGCGCCUACCGAGGACUCGUACGCCGCGUACGCGGCCAAGUUCUCGCGGCCGGCGGCGAGCAGCCGGCCGACGUACGACGACUACUCGUCCACGUCCACGCCGCGCUACCCCUCCUACACGUCGCGGUUUUUAAACCGAAGUAAGAGCUCCGCUGCGCUAGACGCGCCGGAGGAGGCGGCUCGCCCGGCGGGCGAGGCCGCCGCCCCCGGCCCGGCCGCCACCGUCGCUGACGGCGGCCGACCUGACGGCACGUCCAGAUAUGCGCUCCCCGCCGAGCGCCGAUCUUGGCUUGCCCGCAGCGGGAGCUCUGAACAGGCCGACGAGCGAGGGAGCAGCGGCGGUGGGUCCUCGCCCACCGCCUCGCUGCGCUCGUCGGUCCAGCGACAGGGGAGCGGCGACAGUGGCGCCGCCAGCGGAGAGCCGGCUAACCCCACGCCAGGCACCGGCGGCACGCGGUCGGAGGCGCUCAGCAGUUGGGCUCAGUAUCUGAAGAGCAAGUACGGGUACAAGAAUGGCAAGGAGACCAGCAAGGACGUGGGAAAGGUCCUGCCGCGUAGCAAGUCCUCGCACCUGCUGGGUCUGCCGGGGGAGGCGCUGCUGGACGCGGCCGUCCAGGCGGCGCCGCGGUCGUCCGCCCAGGUGGCGCCGUCGUCGCCGGCCCUCUCCAACACCGCCCUGCUCGGACCGCGCAGCCAGUACCUUCAGAAGGGUCGCCUCAGGUUCAAGAUCGGGACGCGUGGCGGUGGCCCGGGCUGCUUCACUUGGCCGCGGGGCAUCGCCGUCGGUCCCGACAACUCGAUCGUCGUCGCCGACAGCAGCAACCACCGCGUGCAGGUGUUCGAUCAGGCCGGCACCUUCGUCAAGGAGUUUGGCCAGUACGGCAACGGCGAGGCCGAGUUCGACUGUCUGGCCGGCGUGUCCGUCAACAGGAUCGGACAGUUCAUCAUAUCGGACAGAUACAACCACCGGAUCCAGAUAUUCGACCCGUCCGGGCGGUUCCUGCGCUCGUUCGGCCAGAACGGCGUGAUGGAGGGCCGCUUCAACUACCCCUGGGGUGUCACCACAGACGCGCUCGGCUUCAUCUACGUCUGCGACAAGGAGAACCACCGCGUCCAGGUGUUCCAGUCCGACGGCACGUUCGUCGGCACGUUCGGCUCCGAAGGGCGCAGCUCCGGCCAGCUGGCGCACCCGCACUACAUCGCCGUCAGUGCCACCAACCGCGUCGUCGUCACCGACAGCAACAACCACCGCGUGCAGGUGUUCGAUGUCAACGGCAAAUGCCUGACCACCUUUGGCGGCGAGGGCGGCGAGGAGGGCAAGUUCAAGUUCCCAAGGGGUGUCGCCGUAGACGAUCAAGGAUACAUCGUUGUCGGCGACUCGGGCAACAACCGGAUCCAGGUGUUCGAGCCUGACGGCACGUUCCUGAAGGCGUUCGGCUGCUGGGGUAGUCAGGAUGGCGAAUUCAAAGGACUGGAGGGCGUCGCCGUGAUGUCGAACGGCAACAUUCUGGUCUGCGACCGCGAGAACCAUCGCGUGCAGGUGUUUUGA